Hibiscus syriacus is the source of this 1035-nucleotide messenger RNA. RefSeq names its product ethylene-responsive transcription factor WRI1-like. The coding region runs from base 1 to 1035 and encodes 344 amino acids. Lineage: Eukaryota; Viridiplantae; Streptophyta; Magnoliopsida; Malvales; Malvaceae. Gene Ontology annotation, biological process: regulation of DNA-templated transcription. The record is from RefSeq and is a predicted model, not a curated record. Gene Ontology annotation, molecular function: DNA-binding transcription factor activity; DNA binding. The transcript has 6 exons.
AUGAAGAGGUCUCCAAUUAUACCCGUAAUAAUAUCAGACAAACCCAAGAAUAAAAGGGCUAGAAAACAACAAAACACUCACGAGAAUUGCAGCUCGAAAGCUAACUCUGCUAGAAGAAGCUCCGUUUACAGAGGAGUCACCAGGCAUAGAUGGACUGGGAGAUUUGAGGCUCACCUUUGGGACAAAUCUUCAUGGAAUAACAUCCAGAGCAAGAAAGGAAAACAGGUUUAUUUGGGGGCUUAUGAUAGUGAGGAAGAUGCAGCACGAACCUAUGAUCUCGCAGCUCUCAAGUAUUGGGGCACUGAAACCACCUUGAAUUUUCCGAUGGAUCGAUACGAAAAAGAGAUCGAAGAAAUGAACAAGGUGUCCAAGGAAGAGUACUUGGCCUCCUUACGCCGGCAGAGCAGUGGAUUCUCCAGGGGAGUUUCGAAAUACAGAGGAGUGGCUAGGCAUCACCACAAUGGCAAAUGGGAAGCGCGAAUUGGUCGAGUUUUCGGGAACAAAUAUCUCUAUUUAGGAACUUACGACACACAAGAGGAAGCAGCAGCAGCAUAUGAUAUGGCAGCAUUGGAGUACAGGGGAGCUAAUGCAGUCACCAACUUCGACAUUAGUCGUUAUAUAGAACGUUUGAAGCAUAAAGGAAUUUUGAUUCUCGAUCAACCGCAAGGACAGAGUCCCGAAUCAGCCGAAGCUCGACCGAUAGAAGCCGAAGAAGUCGAACAACCGCAGCAUCAACAAGGAGUAGAAGAAGCUGUUGACAUAUCUCAACUUUUUCAGUACAUGCAAAUGCAGCUGCCUCUAUGCGUUGACAACACAACAAUGUUCGGAACGGAGACGACCGAUGGCAACGAGCUAGCAUGGAGUUUCUGCAUGGAUUCAGGGUUGACGUCUUUCUUCGCUCCAGAUUUCCCUCUUGAGGAAACCGGCGAAUUACCCAACUUGUUCGAUGAUAUAACGUUGGACGAUAACAUCGACUUAAUAUUUGAUCUGGGGCAUGAAGAUAACGCGGGUAAGUGGGAAUGGCCCGUCGGAUGA